Molecule: messenger RNA, 1023 nt
Organism: Chanos chanos (milkfish)
Lineage: Eukaryota; Metazoa; Chordata; Actinopteri; Gonorynchiformes; Chanidae
Gene: sat2b
Product: spermidine/spermine N1-acetyltransferase family member 2b
Exons: 6
Coding region: 252-767 (171 amino acids)
Molecular function (GO): N-acetyltransferase activity
Source: RefSeq, a predicted model, not a curated record
UUAUUCAAAACACAUACAUAAACAAAACACAUAAUUUAAAAACACCUGAAGUCAAACAGCCGACUCAGUCUUGUAUUUCUAUCUAUCUAUCCAUCUAUCUAUUGGCUGCGUAAAACUUGUUUCAUUUGACGUUCUUGAAUCAUUAAAAUAUGCGUUACCAUGUCUCACACCAGCGGGCACCAGUUGAUAAGUAACGUGCACUGUGUGGCUGUCCUUUCCUGAAGAUAUUUGCAAUCGCAGGUCACGUCGAAAUGGAUUUCAGUAUCCGUGCUGCAAAACCCGAGGACAGCAAAGAUAUUUCUCGGAUGAUAAUGGAGUUGGCAGUUUACGAAAAGAUGCCGGACCAGGUGAAGAUUUCUCAUAAAGAGUUGGAGCAGGACGGAUUUGGUGCAAAUCCAUUUUACCACUGUGUGAUUGCUGAAGUGCCGGAGAAACAGAAGUCAAAAGAUGGACACACCACGGUUGGCUAUGCCCUCUUUUUCUACACGUACAGAACAUGGAAAGGUAGAACUAUCUAUAUGGAGGAUCUGUAUGUUAUGCCAGAAUUCCGAGGCAAAGGCAUUGGGAAGGCUUUGAUGAGCACUGUGGCCAGGAUUGGUCAGGAGCAGCAGUGUGCAUGUCUGCAGCUGUCAGUGUUGGACUGGAACAGACCGUCUCUGGACUUCUACCUGGCUAAAGGAGCUCAAGACCUGACCGCCACUGAAGGCUGGCAUUUCCUGCGCUUUGAUGGAGAUGCUAUGGAAAAACUGGCUCAGGAAGCUCCAUAGAAACCAUGUUUUAUGUUUAAAAUGAGUAUUAAAUAACACUUUUCAGUGCUUUCCAAAAAAUGUUUACCACCUGUGGGAGCAAAUAUUUUGAUUUCUGUUGUCUUAUCACCCAUGUAGCCUGGGAACAAAUAUUUAAGAUCUGUUUAUAAAAGCCAGUUUUAUAAAUAUGUAACUCCUCUGGCGUUGUGGUGUAACGGUUUUUCGUAAUCUUGUAACUGAAUGAUUUGCAAGAAAAUGAAUAAGAUCUGAGAUAUGA